Geosmithia morbida is the source of this 1746-nucleotide messenger RNA. RefSeq names its product alpha-1,6-mannosyltransferase. Gene Ontology annotation, biological process: protein N-linked glycosylation. Gene Ontology annotation, molecular function: alpha-1,6-mannosyltransferase activity. Gene Ontology annotation, cellular component: endoplasmic reticulum membrane. The coding region runs from base 1 to 1746 and encodes 581 amino acids. The transcript is spliced from 2 exons. The record is from RefSeq and is a predicted model, not a curated record. Lineage: Eukaryota; Fungi; Ascomycota; Sordariomycetes; Hypocreales; Bionectriaceae.
AUGCUGUCGAGUCUCCUCUUCAUCGUCCCCCUCAUCCACCUCCUGGCGGCCCCUCACACAAAGGUGGAGGAGUCGUUCAACAUGCAGGCGACGCACGACCUGCUGGUCUACGGCACGCCCACCAGCGGCAUCCGCGACCGCCUGGCGACGACGUAUGACCACAUGACGUUUCCCGGGGUGGUGCCGCGCACCUUUGUCGGCGCCGUGCUCCUCUCGGGCGUGAGCCAGCCGAUCAUCGCCGUGACCGGCUUCCGGCACGCCCAGAUGGUCGUGCGCGCCGUGCUCGGCGCCUUCAACGCCGCCUGCCUGCUCGUCAUGAAGACGUCCCUCUCCAGGGCGUUUGGCGUCGGCGUCGGCCGCUGGUGGACGGUCCUCAUGGUCUGCCAGUUUCACAUCAUGUUCUACCUCUCCAGGACCCUUCCUAACAUGUUUGCCUUUGGACUCACGACCCUAUCCUUCUCAUUCAUCCUCCCAACGAACGACAAGGCGUCAUCCCGUCGAACGCAGCAGGCCAUAGUGCUGAUGACCAUGGCCGCCGCCGUCUUCCGCGCCGAGCUGGCCAUCCUCCUGGCCUCGCUGGGCGGCUACCUCGUCCUGGUCGGGCGCGCCGACCCUAGGGCCCUGGCGCCCGUCGUCCUAGGCGCCCUGGCGCUGUCGCUCGCCAUCUCGGUGCCCAUAGACUCGUACUUCUGGCAGAGGCCGGUGUGGCCGGAGCUGUCGGCCUUCUACUUCAACGCGGUCCAGGGGUCCUCGUCGGAGUGGGGCGUGUCGCCCUGGCACUGGUACUUCUCGUCGGCGCUGCCGCGGCUGCUGAUGAACCCGCUCUCCCCGCCGCUCAUCGGCUUCGCGCUGUGGCACCCGGCCACGUCCCGGCCGGCCAGACUGCUCUGCGUGCCCUCCCUGCUCUUCGUGGCCGUCUACUCGGCCCAGCCGCACAAGGAGGCCCGCUUUGUCUUCUACGUCGUCCCCCCGCUGACGGCCGCCGCCGCCCUGGGCGCCAACCUGCUCUCGUCGCGCGCCCCACGCUCCCUGCCCAGCCGCCUGGCCGCCGCCGCCGCCGGCCUCGUCGCGCCGCUGUGCCUGGCCGCCUCGGCCGCCAUGCUCCUGGUCUCCGCCCUCAACUACCCGGGCGGCGACGCCCUCUCCCAGCUCCGCGCCCUGGUGGCCUCGGACGUGGCCCUGGUGGCCUCGACCUCGCCCCACCCGGACGUCAAGGUCAAGAUGCCGCCGCACAUCCUCACCCACGCCGACGUCCUCACCUGCAUGACCGGCCUCACCCUGUUCGGCCAGAACCCGCUCGGCCUGCCGCUGGCCCUGUACGCCGCCACCGCCGACGACCCGGACGUGGACGCCCGGAUGCUGGUCGACCCCUCCAUCGCCCCGCUCCUCCUCUUCGACAGGACCGAGCACGACGGCACCCUCGGCUGGCCUCACUACUGGUCCCGCCUCGGCUACGCCCUGGAGGAGGACCCCGACCUGCCCAUCGGUGCCUGGGACGUCGUCGGCGUCAUCCAAGCCUUUGCCGGCAUCGAGUUCCUCCGCCCCGGCGAGGAGGCCGCCGGCAUCUUGUCCGAACCCGACCGUAGUCAGAGCCAGGACGAGUACGGGGAGCACAACAUCCUCGGUCUGGGCGCUCGCGUCGCCGAGGUCAGACAGUGGGUCAGGAAGCGCACAGGUGGCUGGUGGGUUGGUCCCCGUAUGGCUCCGCGUAUUCGCUUAAUGAGACGUUAUCACCAGACUACAUGA